Molecule: messenger RNA, 2262 nt
Organism: Chenopodium quinoa (quinoa)
Lineage: Eukaryota; Viridiplantae; Streptophyta; Magnoliopsida; Caryophyllales; Amaranthaceae
Product: calcium-dependent protein kinase 20-like
Exons: 7
Coding region: 499-2262 (587 amino acids)
Biological process (GO): intracellular signal transduction; protein autophosphorylation; peptidyl-serine phosphorylation
Cellular component (GO): nucleus; cytoplasm
Molecular function (GO): calcium-dependent protein serine/threonine kinase activity; calcium ion binding; ATP binding
Source: RefSeq, a predicted model, not a curated record
CAUCAUUUAUUUUAAUUUUUUAACCUACACUAUACAUUUUUCUAACAGAAAAAAUUACCACUCCUUUUUACACAAACGAUAAAACUUUAUUUUAUGCAUGAUAAUAAAAAUUAAUUAAAUCGUGCAAAGCAAGAGUCUAAUCUAGUAAAGAACUAAAAGUGAAAAUUAUUUUCCUCAAUACAAAAAUAUAAAAAAAGAAAAAAAAUGAAAAUUACCACGUGUCACAUAGUUCUUAAAAAUUCGGUCUAAAAAAAAAUACAAUGCAAUUUUACGGGAUGUAGGGAGUAUUUUUUUUUUUAAUAGGUUUUUCAUUUUCAGCUAAAAUCUUUUAUUUAAUUUUUUUGGACAAAAAUAAAGUCAUUGUUAAACAAUUUCCUCUUUUUAUUCCUACAAAAUCAAAAAAUUACCCACAUAAAAACAUGAUUAAUUUUCAUAUUUUAAGAUUUUUUUAACCAUACCCAAUUAAUUCAAUUCUGUAAUAAAAUAAUUAUUUUCCAGAUGGGGAACACAAGCUCAGGGCCCACAACAACUAAGUCCAGUUUUUUCGAUUCAGUUACCGCCGCCGUGUGGCGUCCCCGUGCGCCGGGAAACACCCUUCCUCCUCCCGUCACCACCACCACCACCGAAAAAAAUUCCGACACCAACCUCAACACCGACAAAAAUGCCGACAAUUACAACGUUAACACCGACCAAAACUUCGACAAUAACAACGUUAGCAAUGAUCUCAUCCAAAACUCAACCCAAAAGGAAAUUACCAAUCCACCCUCCCCCAAAACACCCACCACCACCGACAAGAAACCACCACCACCACCACCCGGCACGACCCACCACGUGCGGCGGAUUUCCAGCAUGGGGUUACAACUAGAAUCUGUUCUUGGUCGGAAAACCGGCAACCUUAAAGACACCUACAUUCUGGGCAGGAAACUAGGUCAGGGUCAAUUUGGUACCACCUUCAUGUGCGUUGAGAGGAGCACAGGUAAAGAAUUUGCGUGUAAAUCGAUUGCGAAGCGGAAGCUAACAUCUAUGGAGGACAUUGAGGAUGUAAGGAGAGAAAUUCAGAUCAUGCAUCAUUUAGCAGGGAACCCUAAUGUGAUUAACAUUGUUGCCGCGUACGAGGAUGCCGUGGCGGUCCAUGUGGUUAUGGAUUUGUGUGCUGGUGGAGAGCUUUUCGAUAGGAUCAUACAACGUGGACAUUAUUCGGAACGAAAGGCGGCUGAGUUGGCAAGGGUUAUUGUUGGGGUUGUUGAGGCUUGUCAUUCUUUAGGGGUUUUGCAUAGAGAUUUGAAGCCUGAGAAUUUUUUGUUUGUUAAUAAUGAUGAGGAUUCUGCUUUGAAGACUAUUGAUUUUGGUCUUUCUGUGUUUUUUAAACCAGGUGAAACAUUUACAGAUGUAGUGGGAAGUCCGUACUAUGUGGCACCUGAAGUUUUGCGGAAACUUUAUGGUCAAGAAUGUGACGUUUGGAGUGCUGGUGUGAUCAUCUAUAUAUUGCUUAGUGGUGUGCCCCCAUUCUGGGAUGAAACGGAGCAAGGAAUAUUUGAGCAAGUUAUGAAAGGUGAUCUUGAUUUUAUAUCUGAACCAUGGCCUAGUAUCUCCGAUAGCGCUAAGGACCUGAUGAAAAAAAUGCUUGUAAGGGACCCCAAGAAGCGGCUGACAGCUCAUCAAGUUCUUUGCCAUCCUUGGGUUCAGGUUGGUGGUGUGGCUCCUGAUAAGCCUCUUGACUCUGCUGUUCUUUCUCGUUUGAAACAAUUCUCUGCCAUGAACAAGCUAAAAAAGAUAGCUAUAAGGGUUAUUGCAGAGAACCUUUCUGAAGAGGAGAUUGCAGGUCUGAAAGAAAUGUUUAAAAUGAUAGACACUGAUAAUAGCGGACAUAUUACCCUUGAGGAGCUGAAAAAGGGAUUGGAAAAAGUUGGUGCCAAUCUCAAGGAUUCUGAAAUCGUCGGGUUAAUGCAAGCAGCGGAUGUUGACAACAGCGGCACAAUAGAUUAUGGCGAGUUUCUGGCUGCAAUGCUCCAUCUAAAUAAAGUGCAAAAGGAGGAUCACCUUUUUGCUGCAUUUUCAUACUUUGAUAAAGAUGGGAGUGGCUAUAUCACUCCGGAUGAGCUCCAACAGGCUUGUGAGCAGUUCGGUUUGGGAGAUGUGCACUUGGAUGAGAUGAUCCGUGAGGUUGAUCAGGAUAAUGACGGACACAUUGACUACAGUGAAUUUGUGGCCAUGAUGCAAGACACUGGCUUUCCAUUGAGGCAAAGGGAUUGGCUCAUUUGA